ACCGUUGACAAAGAGUGAUUGUCACUUGAAACGUGUAAAUCGAAAUGAAGGCUGUGUUAGCUGUACUCACCCUGGCGCUAGGCGCUGCUCAUGGAAGCUACAAUCCAUACUACGCGGGGUUCAAUCCUUAUGCCGCGGCAUGGCCGGCCUUGGGGUUGUACAAUCCUCACGUCGCACCGCUCGUACACCAGAUUCCCUCACUGUCCGGAACCUAUGCCUACCACGACGGCAUCCGACCAACCGUAGUUCAGGCAAACAAUGACGGUUAUGCGAAUCCACAUGCCGUUAACGGGUUGUACUCGCCGCAUCUCCUGAAUCCACACGCGGCCUCCCUGGGGUAUUAUGGCCAUGGACUGGGUUAUCCACAUAAAACGGUUGUUCAAGCCAACCUUGGUUCGGGAGGGGAUCCCUGGGGCAUCGCGGCCCUUUACGGAACGGGAAUAUAUGGGGUGGGCUACCACAACUACGUUCCUGCGUCGAUAAGCAAGUAUUUGCUUGGGUGAGGUGUUACGUAUACCAUUGUAAGCUUUCAGAACGCCAGGUCUUAGAAUGAUUAUAACUGGGAAUCGCUCAUUUAUAAAUGAACCUGUCAUAUAUGUUAACAAAUGUGGAUCUUGAUUUGGUUUAGACAUGUAACGCAAUUUAACAACAGUAUUUAGAAAAUUAAUCAACAAAAUGGAACAAAAAUGGUUUAUUUAUUUUGUUUUUACAUUUUAUCGCUUUCGUUUGGAAGACAUUUAUUCUCGCGAGGGAACACGUUAACUUCUUUAAUUGAUUUAUUGAACAAUUCAUUUUAUGGAAAUUUUUGACACAAACGAAAAUCUGAAAACCUCUUGUGUUUCGCGACAGAGAUUAUCUUUAGGUAACUUCAGAAGUAAAAUCUGUAUAUUGGCUAUAUAUUCUAUCAUUCAUGGCAUUCAUGGAAUUAAAUUACGAAGACGGAUCUUUGAGAAACCUGAGAAGGUAGUCAAGAGAACUGCUCUAGAAAUAAUCGACCCGGCGAUAGCGGAAAGUUAUUUUCAGGAAACCUGAGAAGCUAAUCAAAAGAACUCCUCUGAAACCAUUAAAUAAUUUUUAAAAUUUGGUGAUAAGCAAUAUAGCAUCAAAUUUAAUGUGGUACCUAACAUGCUUAGCAACAUAGCUGGUUUAUAAGGUACAGAUAUUCUUAUAAAGUAUAAAGUAAAAAUUAUUUUUGAAACCAAUACGGUAUGUUAAGAAAAUAUCCAAUUAUUCGAGUAGCAUUACAGGUCUGUGAAAUUACCAUCAAUGACACGGUCCCGAUACCAUUAACCUUAUACGGCACGGUUUCAAUAACUAUAACGCCAAGUACAGAAUUUCUUGCAAAUAUAGUGAAAAACUUUAAUGACUCAUGCGUGGUACCUAAGUGACUUCCAAUGUAUUUAUAGCAAACUCAAUUCGUCUACCUUCAAGAGGUUCUUUAUCUAUCAGGAUAAUUAAUUUGAAGAAUAAACCAGUAUUGAUAGAUCAAGAAAUUGAGCCAAAAAUAACAGCCGCAGAUAACUAAAGUAUUAAUGAAUUCAAACACGAUACAAACUAUGACAAAAAAUGAACAAUAAAACAGGAACUGAAACUCAAUCAUCUCCAGGCAAAUGAUGAGAAAGCCAUUAAAAUUUCGUUUGAAGUAUUCGGAUAUUUUGAUGUAGGACUAGAUCUUUCAGUAAGGGUUGGCACCCAGAAAAUAGGUAACGUUUUUAUGAGAUAAAGUUAACGUUAAAAACUAUUUUCGCUACGAGCGAAUCCUGAUGAUACUAUAUUUUGAUACCAAUAUUGAUAUUCUCUAAAAUUUGUUUGAUAUUGUAUACAUUACGAUUCCCUAAUCCGUAAACGGUUCAAAUUAACGCAAAUUGGAAUCAUUCUCAUUUUCCCAUCCAUUUCUUGUGCCCACUUGUGUACUUACUUACUCGUACUGUCAAUAACGAGCAACUAAUGCAUUCCUUUCUGCCCUUCACACUUCACUUCUCGUUUGAAGUUUGUAGAGCGAACACCGUGUGCUGACGAGCGUCGAGCGGGAACGAAUUGUCUUUCUCAAGACAUGGAGAGAAGUUGGAGUUAUGUUGUAACAAGGGUCUUUUUCAAGGUUAAAGACGAAUGAACCGAGAAUGUUCAAAGCCUCUCUAGUGCAAAAAAAAAAACGGAAUUACCGAACGGAAGUCUGCUCUUCUUCAACUUAUUUUGAUAUGAAUGCAAAAUGUCAAUCAUUAUUCAAAUGGAAAACCCGCGUUCUGGUUGGUGGAUUGGCAUACAUAAAUAAU
This is a messenger RNA of Toxorhynchites rutilus septentrionalis, 2273 nucleotides long. RefSeq lists its product as uncharacterized. NCBI's taxonomy places the organism in Eukaryota, Metazoa, Arthropoda, Insecta, Diptera, Culicidae. Bases 45 to 503 code for a protein of 152 amino acids. The record is from RefSeq and is a predicted model, not a curated record. The transcript is spliced from 2 exons.